AUGAAGAAAUGCUUCCUGAAGAAGUCCAACCUGAACCAGUAUCUGAAAGCCCAAUUAAAAUAUCGGCAGUGCAUUGCAAUUUCCUGCCUUGUCCUUGCAGCAGAAACCAAUGAAGAUGAGUUUUUAAAAAUUUUUUUACAGGUAAUACCAUCAGUGCAGACGCUAGCAGUGCAGAGCAGAUGUAAACACUCUCCAGCCGAGAUCUUGAGAAUGGAAAGAAUUAUACUGGAUAAGCUUCAGUGGGAUCUUUACACAGAAACACCAAUUGAUUUCUUAAACAUUUUCCAUGCCAUGGUGAUGUCCAGCUGGCUCCAUCUCCCACCCAGACUGCCUCAGAGGAAUCCUUCCCUCCACGUUGCACUCUUGACCAAGCAGCUGCAGCACUGUAUGGCCUGCCACCAACUCGUGCAGUUUAAGGGCUCCACGUUGGUUUUGGUGAUCAUCACCUUGGAGCUGGAGAGGCAGACUCCUGGUUGGUUUGUUGUUACUGCUGAUCUGCUAAAAAAAGCACAGGUGAACAGCACUGAAUUCAUGCACUGCCAAGAGCUUGUGGAUCUGGAGUUAAUGUGCUUGCAGGCACCCAAUGCUGUUAAUAUUUUCUAUCCCAUCAGCCAAGCUGUGCAGGGCCAUCCCAAGGCAAGGCUACCCUGCCCCCCUUCUGAAUGGCAGAGUUCCCAACAAGGGAGGCUGAGGGUUGCUGUAGCCAGCCUGUUUCAGCCCCUUAAUACAGCCCAAAUUCCUGAUCAAACCCCUGAGACUGAAGAAUGCUGAGAUGGAUUACUCCUGCACAGUGAGGGUGGGGAGGUGAGUGCUGGGAGGAUAAGCACAGGAGGAUCCUGCCCUCAGCUGAGCUGCUCCUGUCCUCCCUUACAGCCACCCAAAAAGGAUUUAUGGAGAAUUACUGCCUUGGAAGCAGCACCUGCAGAACCAGCAGGUCCCAGCAAACAGAACAGCCAGAACAACAGGGCAAAAGUGUCACUGUGCUUCUCAGAGGACAAAGACACUUGGUAUUUUCAGUCAGUUUUUUAUGUCCUCUCUAAGCAGUAUGUGCUACCCCUCACGUUUAAGAUUAUGUAAAGACAGAAAGCUGGGGAGAGGAGGGACUUGGUCACAGUCCUGCAGCCCAGGGUUCCAGUUGGCAGGCAGCUACAAACUUCAUGGAGAACCAAAUGCCUCAGAGUUUAUUUUUAAAAUAGCCAUGAUGAAGUUUGACAGAUCGAGCCUUUCAUCCAGCUCAUGCCAUUGUUCUCUCAUUAGAGCUGAUCUGGCUCAGCCCAUGGGAGCUGAACAGGAGCUGCUGCUGUCGAGGAAUGGGCAGCCCCCACUGCUGCCUUUGCAAGAGAUCUCAGAUGGAACCAAGGCUUUCAUUCAGCAGUGAGAAGCUUGAAUCAAACCUCCAGUUUUCCUUAAGGCCUUACCUUGUAAUCCAGGGGUCUGGGAUCUGUGCUUUUUCCUGGUUAAGCCAUUACAGACUCUGUCACAGUUCCUAUGAAAUGUGGGAAAUCACUUCUUGUCUACAAUCACCAUUGCCUUGAGCUCUCACCAACCAGCACAUGCUGGUGGGGGUUUUUAAAAUUUAUUCUGUCUUACUGGAUUAGACAAAAUAAAAUGCCUUUCAUAAUUCCCCUCCACCACUACAACCACAUUAUUUCUUACAAAUUGCUUCAUCUUCAUAGCAAAGUAGUUUCACAAAGGUCAGAAUAAACCACUCUUGCACUUUUAAAAACCAGCUUCAUAAAUCCUUUUAAAAUUAGUGGAGGUUUUGUUUUAAACAAUAGGCAUUUUUAGGUGAUUGUUACCCUAGUUUGAGGGUAUAUUCCAGCCAGUAUGGGAUGGGUAACAGCACCACACCUGCCAUCCUGUCACAGAACAGGAGGGGGACUGGCACAUAUGGACUGGCACAGGCUAAAUAUUGAGCAGGUGCCUCAUGUAAUGACAGGAUAAAUAACUGUGAGACAGAGAUGGGACAGGAGCAAGGAGACAAAGCUGUGCAACUGCACAACUCGUCAGUGCAAGAAGAACAUUUCUGGCCUUCUCCCCUUCUUUGUUGUCUUAUUCUGUAGAAGAGGAAUUCCUCCACUAACCAUGCAGGACUGAUGUGCUGAGCAGCUGUUCAUGCUUUCUCAAAUGUUAAAUUUGGCAGAGUGAGCUCUGUGUGUGCAGGGAGAAAGCCAUGCAGCUCUUGAAACCACAAAGGAGGCCCUUAAGUGUUCCAGUAACAUCUAGUAAUGGAGACUUAGCGCAAAUAACCUGUGUGAACAGACAAGAGUUGAACCAGCAGUGAAAGCCACAGAAUUCCCUUGAGUCAGGUCAAAGCUACGUCAGGCUGUGGAUGCUGUGGUGAGAGAGGGCCCUGCCCAGGCCUGGGAUGCUGCAGGAGCAGGACUUGGGGCUGGUUUAGGCCACAUGAGGUUUGUGAGGUCCCCACAUACUCAGGGGUCAGGCAGCAGCAUGCUUGGAACAUGGUAUUUACUCAUGCUACCACAGGGAGGGUUCUCAUUUAAUGCUAGGGCUCUUCCCUGCCCCUGAGCAGUGCCUUCCUUUUAUCUCACAAGCUGUGAGAUGACUGCCUGGCUUUUGGGAGGAGGGGAGUUGUCUUUUAUAGUUUCCACUAAAUAAAACAUCAGCUUGGUCUGCCUGUUCUCUGUGGCCCUGGAACAGCCCAGCUGAAAGGUGACGCCCACACCAACCCCUGCAGGAAACUGGGCUGUGUGAUGGGCUCUGCUUCCCUCCCAUCCCUUUGCCCUGUCUCAAGCAAUGCCCCCAGCUGUGUGUACCCGUGGAAAUGUCAGCAGCAGGGCUCUGCACACAGUGAUUAACAUGCUGUAACUCCAAACCACAACAACCCCAACCUCGUGUUUCUCCUCACAGCUGUGAGCCUACAGACACAGUUCUUGCCUGUGGCUGGAUGAGGUGUUAAAACCCAUGAACAAACUUGUUUUCAAAGUCUCUGCACAUCUCUAUGAUCAACAUGCAAAAGUACACAUUAACAGGGGUUAAUUCCAAAAGAUAAAGGCAGUGCUGGAGGCCCCUCAGGGCUCUGUGUUCCCAGUCAGGGUGCAAGAUGUCAUACUGGGAUGGGAACAGCUCACCUGGAGGCUGCCUGUGCUCCCAGGACACAUAGCUGCUUCUCUGGCAGCACAGCUCCCUCCACACACCUACUCCAGCACUGCAGUUACCACGAGGGAACAAACACUUCUGUCUUGGCUUCCACAGGCUAGAAAUGUCACUUACCUCUUGAUUCUGCCAUUGCUCAGAACGGAGCUUCCUACCCCAAAGGAUGAGCUGCCAGGCACAGGAAGGAGCUGAUCUUGCACAGGACCAUUCUUGUUACACAGGGAGAUUUUUGGAUAGUGAGAAUAAUAGCACCAAUUCUCUUUUUUCUAGCAGUACAGGGUCAGAAGCUUUAACACCUUUUCCCUCCCUACCUGGACAAGAAAUGAGUGACAAGAUGAACACUCCCCACACACAGCAGUGUCAGGAACAAUUAUUUUGCCCAGUGAGUUUCAGAGAGGAUGACAUCUCACCCCUGUGCCUACCUGUCUGGACUGUGUGUAUAACAUGAGUUUACUCCAACUGCAGCUCAACUCACCACUGCAGAUCCCAUUUGCUCCACAUCAGUUACUGGUGAAAAUGUGCCAGAUUCAGUGAGGGCUGGCACAGGUCUGAUGUGAUUAUGGCCAGCUCUGUGAGGAUUGUUGUUUUGGGGAUUAUUCACUCUCAGAAGAACUAAAGAGAAUGCUUGUAGAGUAUUUUCAAAGAGCUCUGACCUGGUAAGGUCCCUUCCCUUGGGGGAUCUUGGCCCAGGUGAGGCUCUCAAACCCAGACUCCUCUUGUUGUUGCCUCAAUUCAGACCAGAUUUCCAGAUGCCUGAAGCUAUCACCACCUUGUAAACAAAGCUGCAAUUACACCUGAAAUCCCCUAUGGUAAACAUGCACAGAACUCUUUUCUGUAGCUGUUUUAAACCACCUACAGAAACAGCAAAGCAUUUCAGAUCCUCUCACCCACCACAAUGCCCCCAUUCAUAACCCCAGCUAAAGGAACAAUGUCACAGCUCAUGGAGUCACCCAGGAACCACUGCAGGUGAGGAGGGAGCUGCCCCAUUUCUAGACAGCAGUCACUGGGGGUUUCUGACAAGAAACCUGACUCAGGGGCACUAAUUGUGGAGUGUGUGUGAUGACCUAGGAGAAAUGCUGCACAAAUAAAUAAACUCCUGUGGUCAGAGAACUGACCAAGAGACAAGAAAAACUGCAAUGGGAAGAGUAAUGCAAUAGUUAUACCUCAUUUGUGGCAUUACAGCAAUACAGUUAUUGGUUUUUUUUUCUCCUGCUAAUUGACUUUGUUGUGUUAAAUUGAAUUUGAGCAGUACUUACAGUUCAAUUCUUUAGGAAGGCAGAAAAGUGCACAGAGAUGGAGAGAUGCAUUAACUUCUGGCAGGUCUCAGAGCCCCCUCCCAUUCCUCCUCAGCAAGACAUGCAACUGGAAUCCCCCUGGUGACCUAACUAUGGUCAUGACAAAGAACUUAAUCAAAUCUGAGCAAUUUGGAAAAAGAACAAAAAGCUUCUAUUCCCAAUUCACUUAUCCUUCUGGGAAUCUAACUUGACAAAGGCUCCAAGCUGGAUGAAAGCUUUGCCAAAGGAAUUAGAGUGGCUGGCUCAAAAGAGAACACAAGCAAGUUUAGAACAGUCCCCAAAGCAGCAGCAAAACUGUACCAUGGCUCAGCUGAUGGUCACACACAGCUUCAGCUGUCCCACAGUUCAUGCAGGGAAGACAGACAUGAAGACAGACAGAGCCCUCCUAAGCAGCCUUCCAGCUCUGAAUUCAUGGCCCCAGACACAGCUGUGUCACACCUGGGGCUCCCCACCUGGUCCCACUUCCCCUGGCACCAGUGGUGCCUCAUCCCUGCCCACUGUGGCAGCAGGGACAGGCAGGGGUGACAAGCAUAGGGUGAAAAUGUUUGUCAUGAGGUUUCAUCCCUACUGCCUGCAAGUGGCAGCAUCCUCCACAGCUUCUCCUUGUGUCCAGUUCAGUCCUUUUCAGGCCACAUACCUGUUACAGCUGCAAUUGCCCAGCUCUGAGUCAGGCUAAGGGCAUCCAGAGGGUUUAGAGACUGUCACCUGUCCCACACCCUCUACACUUGUCCCAGAGCCUCUGCAGCAGCCUCUCUGUCUCUCGGGGGGCUACAGGGACACAAAGUCCUCUGUUGAGCCUUGGGGCUCCUGUCACACACACCCACACUCUGAUUCUCAGCCUCUGUCCCACUGUGGUCACACCACCAGCAUGAGGUAGGGGCACAGGGUGAGGGUGAGAUUUCUUCAAAGCUCCUGCCAAAGAUUGGCUUUUGGCCACUCCUCUCUGCCAGCCUGGGGCAGCGGGGAAAAGGGAGGGAGACUGGGGACAGCAGCUGCCAAGACACAGGGGUGCACAGGGGACAUCACACUUUAAUCAGAGGGCAACGGAGUUAAUGAGGGGAAACUGGGAUCACAGAGGGACACAGGACAUUGUUCUGGUUAUACUUGGUGCACAAACCAUGGUUUUAACAGAUGUUUGUUAAACAAGUCAGUUUUGUUUUUAUUAAACCCAGCUUUGGUACAGGUCAUUCCUGAGAUUCAUUUACAAGGUUGUUUAAAACAAAGAUAAACUGGGGCCUCUCCCUGUUCCUGUGUGAAGUUACUGGGGCACAGACAUCACACUUUGUUUUUCCCCUUUCCUUUUCUUAAAGAAAAGUGUUUGUGUAAGGGGAAGUCAGUCUGUUACAAACACAGAACUUACACCAGGAACACUGAGUCUCCAGCUUUAAACCAUUUCUUCUCCAUUAAUAAAUAACAUUUAGUUGUGCUUUAACAUGGCUCCCUUAGCACCCAUCACACCCCAGCAGGAUGAGCAGAGCCCAGACUGGCCAGGCAGGGUCACCUGGCCCAAAGCAGCAGAGGGGAGGUGGGCAGGGAGCUCUGGGGAAGGGGUUAUGGUGUAAGGCACCAAGUGCAGCCCUCAGAAAACCAAAGAGAUGAAGGUUGGGGCAUUUUGGUUAUAAAACCUGUAA
Molecule: messenger RNA, 6043 nt
Organism: Zonotrichia albicollis (white-throated sparrow)
Lineage: Eukaryota; Metazoa; Chordata; Aves; Passeriformes; Passerellidae
Source: RefSeq, a predicted model, not a curated record